AUGGGCACGGGGGACGCGCUACGGGAGAUGGACACCCUAGGCCUGGUCCGCUCCAACCCCUUCGUCCUCAUCAGUGGCGACGUGGUCGCGACCGUGGACUUGGCGGGCGUGGUGGCCGCGCACAAGCGGCGUAGGGCUGAGAACAGCCUCUCCAUCUGCACCGUGGUGCUGUCUAAGGUGGGGUACGACGCGGCCGUGCACGCUCGGCGGGAGGACCUGGCCGUGGGACUGGACGCUGAGACCGCUCAGCUUGUGCUGUACCAGGACGACGAGGGCGAGGAGAGCGGGGUGGACGUGGAGCUGGACCUCUUCAAAGAGGAAGGACAUCCGGAGAUCGUGCUCCGGAGCGACCUGAUGGACUGCCAUAUCUACGUCUGCUCGCCCGAGGUCCUGGUCGCCUUCUCGGACAACUGGGACUAUCAGGACAUGGGCCGCUUUCUCCGCCACGAGGUGGAGAGCCGAGAGAUGGGUAAUAAGGUCUACUCACACGUGACGCUCCCGCACGAGUAUGCGGCGCGAGUGCACGACCCCCACGUCUACCACGCUGUCUCCAAGGACCUCCUCCACCGGUGGUUGUACCCGAGCGUGCCUGAGACCAACCGCUUCCAUGCCGGCGAGCCCACCUCCUAUCAGUACCACAAGCGCUGGCUUUAUCGUGAGGAGGAAGACGCUGGUGGGGCGAGCGUGCAUGUCUCUCGUUUUGCCACGGUCAGUGAAAGCGUCAUGCUCGGGCGAGGCACCAGCAUUGGGGCGGGCUCGGUGCUCUCUCAGAGCGUCUUAGGCCGGCGUGUCAAGGUAGGGUCCGGCGUGCACAUCUCGGACUCACAUCUCUGGCAGGACGUGGUGGUGGAGGACGGCGCAGUCGUGGAGAGCAGCAUAUUGAGCGACGGCGUGGUGGUGAGGGCGGGCGCACGCGUGGGACGGGGCUCGCUGCUGUCCUACGGGGUAGUGGUGGGCAAGGGAGUGGAGUUGCCGCCAUUCUCGCGUCUCACAGCGACGCCUGUGAGCUCCUGGGAGGAAGAAGGUGGCGUAGAGAGGGACGGUGUGAUGGGCACGGCUUUAUCGGUCUUGGCCUCCCCCAUCAAGCGGAUAGAGAGUCGAGACGGACCAGAAGGCCUGUCAACCGAGAGGGGAGGGGAGUCGGACAAUGUCACCGACACCGGUUGUGUCGGUGUUGAUGGGAUUGGGCAUCCUUGGAAUCCCUGCUUCGAUGGCGAGAGAGUCUCAAUGCUGGAUGUCCGCGCGCAGAGCAUCGGGGCCAUUGAGGCGGACGAGGAUCGCCGGCGGCGGUGGGAAGUCCUGGACGAAGAGGAAGAGGAGGAGGAAGGCAUCUAUAUAGAUGAAGACGGGGGGAGACGAGGUCCGGAGUCUGACCUGACGGAUUUCUCCUCGGCACUGGCCAGGAGCAUGGCAGGAGUAGAUUCUGAGCGAGGGACUGCCGGCGCUGUGUAUGGGAUUCGGCUGGAAGGAUCUGCCGGAGAAGCAGAUACGAAUUGUACGUCUGAUGACGACUUUGCAGAGGUGGUGCGGGACAUGAUUAUAUCCGGCUUUGCCUCGCGACACGCGAUCUCCAACCUAUUGCUGGAGAUCAAAUCUUUUAAAUUUGCCCAGAACCGUUCCUAUGCAGCCGUGAUGCGUGCUGUGGUUCCUGCCUUGCUAGACCUGGCCUUGGACCCUGACGCCGGGAGCAGAAUCAUGCUCGGGGGCGCGUGUCAGGAGUCGACACGGAUCCCUCAGGAGCCCGGGAUUCAAAUUUAG
Nannochloropsis gaditana CCMP526 is the source of this 1758-nucleotide messenger RNA. It is a transcript of the gene EIF2B5, whose product is annotated as translation initiation factor eIF-2B subunit epsilon. Bases 1 to 1758 code for a protein of 585 amino acids. The transcript is spliced from 2 exons. Gene Ontology annotation, cellular component: eukaryotic translation initiation factor 2B complex. The record is from RefSeq and is a predicted model, not a curated record. Gene Ontology annotation, molecular function: translation initiation factor binding; translation initiation factor activity; guanyl-nucleotide exchange factor activity.